Messenger RNA from Gongylonema pulchrum, 672 nucleotides. NCBI's taxonomy places the organism in Eukaryota, Metazoa, Nematoda, Chromadorea, Rhabditida, Gongylonematidae. The record is from the annotation of a GenBank genome assembly.
AUGAAUGGGUCAGAGCUGAAUUUCGGACCUCAUGAUGAACUCCAUUCGAGGAUCAGUCUAUCAUUUUCCGCCACGAAUCUGUUGGAUCGUGAUGCAUUUUCUAAAAGUGAUCCGAUGUGCGUGGUAUUCCUUUCAACAGGGCCUCUGAACGAUAAUAAGUUUCGAGAAGUUGGCCGUACUGAAGUGAUCCAGAAUUCUCUGAAUCCGGAAUGGAAAGAAACGGUUGAAGUGGAUUACUUCUUCGAAGAAACGCAGCGAAUUAAAUUUGAAAUAUAUGACAUCGAUUCUCGAUCCAGCAAACUUACGGAUCAUGAUUUUUUGGGCCGUGUCGAGACAACUUUGGCUCAAAUUGUUGCUGCUCAGUUUUGUCGACGGACAUAUGACAUCGAUUCUCGAUCCAGCAAACUUACGGAUCACGAUUUUUUGGGGCGUGUCGAGACAACUUUGGCUCAAAUUGUUGCUGCUCAGUUUUGUCGACGGACGUUUACACUCUCGGGUGUCAAGCAUAAAAAAGCACAGGGUGAACUGACCGUUUAUGCAACAGAAAGUGAUGAUGGAGCAAAUGAGAAAGUACGGCUGGUCUGUUCAGGCGUAAAGCUCGAAAAAAAAGAUCUGAUUGGAAAGUGCGAUGCAUUCCUGCAAUUCUAUAAAGUUAAUGAGGAUAAAACGUAA